This is a messenger RNA of Terrapene triunguis (Three-toed box turtle), 651 nucleotides long. Its product is annotated as mitochondrial ornithine transporter 1-like. NCBI's taxonomy places the organism in Eukaryota, Metazoa, Chordata, Testudines, Emydidae. The record is from RefSeq and is a predicted model, not a curated record. Gene Ontology annotation, molecular function: L-ornithine transmembrane transporter activity. The transcript has 4 exons. Bases 1 to 651 code for a protein of 216 amino acids. Gene Ontology annotation, biological process: mitochondrial L-ornithine transmembrane transport.
AUGUCUGCAGAUGCAGCCAAGUCCCACCCACUGGUACAGGCACUGGUUCACCUCACUGCAGGGGCAGCAGGCGGGGUGGCAUGUGUGGUGAGCGGGCAGCCCUUUGACACAAUCAAGGUGAAGAUGCAGACCUUCCCCACCAUGUACCGGGGUUUCUUUGACUGCUCAGUCCGGACGUACCGGCAGCAAGGGCUGCCUGGGCUGUACCAGGGCACCACUCCAGCCCUGCUUGCUAACGUGGCAGAGAACGCAGUGCUCUUCGCUUGCUAUGGCUUCUGUCAGCAGCUGGUGAGGCAGCUGUUUGGACUGAGCAGUGUGCUGGAGCUGAGCGACCUGCAGAGUGCGCUUGCCGGCUCGUUCUCCUCCGUCUUUUCCUCUAUGGUGCUGUGCCCUGCGGAGCUGGUGAAAUGCCGCAUGCAGGCCUUACAUGAGAUGAAGGUCACCGGGCGAACAGCACUAGCACGUCACAGCUCUACCUGGGCUACUGUGAAAAAUAUCUUUCAAUCUGAGGGCCUGCUGGGAUUUUUCCAGGGCCUGACCAGUACUUGGCUACGGGAGGUGCCUGGCUACUUCUUCUUCUUUGGUGGCUAUGAAGUCAGUAGAAGCUUUUUCACCCAGGCUGGCCAGUGCAAGGAGGAUCUGGGUGAGUAA